AUGGAGGAAAAAAAAAGUACUGCAGGACAGAGAGGGAGAAUAUCUGAGAGUGCGCGCGCUAACCAAUGCAGCAGGCAGCCCAAGCAGUCCCAAAUGGGCUGCUUGCUCCCAAUUUUUGGGCUUAUAUUUGAUGAGCCUAAAAGUUUGGGCCCAAAAGAGUCACCGUUUAGUCUGCGCUAUUGUAUUUUGUGCCUGAAACAUCAAAGCGAAAUUCUGAAGAAACUGAGAGAACUGCAGUUGGUCUCCGUGUCCCCAAUUUCAUGGAUGAAAUCCAGAUGGGUCUUUCAGUUUCAGAACCUCAACUCUCACUACUUGUCCUCUUGGGCUUCGUUUCUAAUCUCUCCUUUCAAAGCCAAGGUUCACCAAAACCCCUCUGCAGAAACAACCUCAAGAUUGAUCCUCAACCAUGUAGACAUAAGCCUGCUUCUCUCUCUUUGUGGAAAAGAAGGAAACUUUCACUUGGGUUCUUCCCUCCAUGCCUCUAUCAUUAAGAACCCUGAAUUCUUUUACCCCGAGAGUCAAGAUGAUUAUCGUAAUGUCCUUGUUGUUUGGAAUUCUCUGCUUUCAGUGUACCUGAAAUGCGGUCAAUUUUCCAAUGCAGUUAAGCUGUUUGACAAUAUGGGCAUGAAAGAUACAGUUUCGUGGAAUACAAUGAUAUCUGGGUUUUUAAGGAACGGGGAGUCUGAUGUUGGGUUUGGCUACUUUAAGCAAAUGCGUGGAUCGGAUUUUUAUCGAUUUGAUAGAGCAACUUUGACUUCGAUUUUAGCAGCUUGUGAUGGGCCUGAGUUUUGUCACUUGAAUAAGAUGAUGCAUGGUUUGGUGGUUUUGAAUGGGUUUGAGCGGGAAACUGCAGUGGGGAAUGCUUUGAUCACAUCAUAUUGUAAAUGUGGGUGUUUCGGUUCAGGAAGGCGGGUUUUCGAUGAGAUGUUUGAGAGGAACGUGAUUACAUGGACGGCAAUGAUUUCGGGGCUCGCACAAAAUGAAUUCUAUGUGGAAAGUUUGGAAUUGUUUUUGGAGAUGCGUAGUGGAGUAGUGGAGCCAAAUUCCUUGACUUACUUGGCGUCACUCACUGCAUGUUCUGGUUUGCAGGCAAUAAGUGUAGGGCGUCAAAUUCAUGGACUUGCAUGGAAACUGGGAAUUCAAUCAGACUUGUGCAUUGAGAGUGCACUAAUGGACAUGUAUUCGAAGUGUGGCAGCGUGGAAGAUGCAUGGAGAAUAUUUGAAUCCACGGAAGAACUUGAUGAGAUUUCCAUGACUGUUAUCCUUGUGGGAUUUGCACAAAAUGGGUUUGAGAGUGAAGCGAUCCAAAUAUUUGUGAAAAUGAUGAAAGCAGGAAUUGAAAUCGACCCAAACAUGGUUUCAGCUGUUCUUGGUGUGUUUGGUGUUGAUACUUCUUUAGGUCUAGGGAAGCAACUCCACUCUUUAAUUGUCAAAAAAAGUUUUGGUCAUAACUCUUUUGUCUGCAAUGGGCUUAUAAAUAUGUACUCCAAGUGUGGAGAGUUGGAGGAUUCAGUCGAAGUGUUCAGUAGGAUGCCUCAGAGGAACUCAAUUUCGUGGAAUUCCAUGAUUGCAGCUUUUGCCCGUCAUGGAGAUGGCUCCAAAGCAUUACAAUUAUAUGAAGAGAUGAAAAUGGAUGGUGUACAACCAACAGAUGUUACAUUUUUGUCUCUACUUCAUGCUUGUAGCCAUGUUGGCUUCGUUGAAAGGGGCAUGGAAUUUUUGAACUCCAUGAAUGAGGACCCUGGGAUGAGUCCAAGACCAGAACACUACGCUUGUGUCGUUGACAUGUUAGGUCGCGCAGGACUUCUGACUGAGGCCAAAAAUUUCAUUGAGGGACUACCUGAGAAUCCGGGUGUACUUGUUUGGCAAGCAUUGCUUGGUGCUUGUAGCAUUCAUGGUGAUUCAGAGAUCGGUAAAUAUGCUGCAGAUCAGUUGCUUUUGGCGGCACCUGAGACCCCGGCACCAUAUGUUUUGCUAGCGAAUAUAUAUUCUUCUGAAGGAAGGUGGAAAGAGAGAGCAAGGACCAUUAAGGGGAUGAAGGAAAUGAGGGUCGCAAAAGAAACAGGUAUUAGUUGGAUUGAGAUUGAAAACAAAGUUCAGAGCUUUGUUGUUGGGGAUAGAAUGCAUCCACAAGCAGAGAUCAUUUAUGGAGUUCUGGCAGAACUGUAUAGACUUGUGACAGAUGAAGGAUAUGUACCAAAUUAG
Prunus armeniaca (apricot) is the source of this 2205-nucleotide messenger RNA. Lineage: Eukaryota; Viridiplantae; Streptophyta; Magnoliopsida; Rosales; Rosaceae. The record is from the annotation of a GenBank genome assembly.